GGUAAACUGGGUAUAGAACAUGGCGGCCAAAUGAUCGAAUCAUCAUUUUCGUCAUUUUUGGUACAUCAUGGGGACCGUUGAGAUACUGAAAAAGAUAGCAGUUUAUGGAGCUGCUUUUUCUGUGAUCGGAGCCGCUUUUUUCCAUCAUAGAAUACAAGCUAACAUAGCUUCCAUGGACUAUUAUCAGAUGUGUGUUGCUGAGUUCAGAAAGCAUGAUCAAGCAGUAGGAAUAGUUGGUCAGCCUGUUGGAUUCCGAUACCUCAAUUUAUCAAGGAGGGACAUCAUUUUAGACCAACAUCAGGCCCAGAUUGUAAUACCACUGCGAGGAAGCAAAACUACAGGAAACUUGUAUGGAUAUGCUACAAGAACAGACUUAUCUAAAGGUUGGAUUCUGAACAAACUAGAAUUAGAAGUCAGUAAUGCUAAAGAUAGAAUAGUAAUUAUUGAUGAUAUGUCACCUGAUAAUAGUUGAUAGGUUUGGUCACUUUAUUAAAUAGAGCAGAACACAGUAAAGUAUUGUUAAUAAAAUUUGUAUAUUCUGA
Molecule: messenger RNA, 542 nt
Organism: Nematostella vectensis (starlet sea anemone)
Lineage: Eukaryota; Metazoa; Cnidaria; Anthozoa; Actiniaria; Edwardsiidae
Exons: 4
Coding region: 68-472 (134 amino acids)
Biological process (GO): mitochondrial respiratory chain complex I assembly; mitochondrial respiratory chain complex IV assembly
Cellular component (GO): mitochondrial inner membrane
Source: RefSeq, a predicted model, not a curated record